Molecule: messenger RNA, 2417 nt
Organism: Balearica regulorum gibbericeps (East African grey crowned-crane)
Lineage: Eukaryota; Metazoa; Chordata; Aves; Gruiformes; Gruidae
Source: RefSeq, a predicted model, not a curated record
CAUGUGGCCCGGGAACCUUCAAGUCUAAGCAGGGGGAAGGUCCCUGCUCUCCCUGCCCUCCCAACAGCCGGACCACCUCUGGAGCAGCAACAGUCUGCACGUGUCGAAACGGCUUUUUCCGAGCAGACACGGACCCCGCAGAUAGUGCCUGCACCAGCGUCCCCUCUGCCCCUCGCAGCGUCAUCUCCAAUGUGAACGAGACGUCGCUGGUGCUGGAGUGGAGCGAGCCACAGGACACGGGCGGGCGGGACGACCUGCUCUACAACGUCAUCUGCAAGAAGUGCAGUGUGGAGCGGCGCCUCUGCACCCGCUGCGACGACAACGUGGAGUUUGUGCCGCGCCAGCUCGGCCUCACCGAGCGUCGCAUCUACAUCAGCAACCUGAUGGCCCACACCCAGUACACCUUUGAGAUCCAGGCUGUGAAUGGCAUCUCCAACAAGAGCCCCUACCCUCCCCAUUUCGCCUCUGUCAACAUCACCACCAACCAGGCAGCCCCAUCUGCCGUGCCCACAAUGCACCUGCACAGCAGCACCGGGAACAGCAUGACGCUGUCGUGGACUCCCCCAGAGAGACCCAACGGCAUCAUUCUGGACUACGAGAUCAAGUACUCGGAGAAGCAAGGCCAGAGCGAUGGCAUCGCCAACACGGUCACCAGCCAGAAGAACUCGGUGCGGCUGGACGGGCUGAAGGCCAAUGCUCGGUAUAUGGUGCAGGUCCGGAAAACCGGCCGCUACAGCCUCCCCACCGAGUUUCAGACAACUGCAGAGGACGGCUCCACCAGCAAGACUUUCCAGGAGCUGCCUCUGAUCGUGGGUUCGGCCACUGCGGGGCUGCUAUUCGUCAUCGUUGUGGUGAUCAUCGCUAUCGUCUGCUUCAGGAAGCAACGCAACAGCACGGACCCUGAGUACACGGAGAAGCUGCAGCAAUACGUCACCCCUGGGAUGAAGGUCUACAUUGACCCCUUCACCUACGAGGACCCCAACGAAGCCGUCCGGGAAUUCGCCAAAGAGAUUGACAUCUCCUGCGUCAAAAUUGAGGAGGUCAUUGGAGCAGGGGAGUUCGGCGAGGUGUGCCGCGGGCGCCUGAAGCUGCCUGGCCGCCGCGAGAUCUUCGUGGCCAUCAAGACACUGAAGGUGGGCUACACGGAGCGGCAGCGGCGGGACUUCCUGAGCGAGGCCAGCAUCAUGGGCCAGUUCGACCACCCCAACAUCAUCCACCUGGAGGGUGUGGUGACAAAGAGCCGCCCCGUCAUGAUCAUCACGGAGUUCAUGGAGAACUGUGCGCUCGACUCCUUCCUCCGGCUGAAUGAUGGGCAGUUCACGGUCAUCCAGCUGGUGGGAAUGCUGCGAGGCAUUGCUGCCGGCAUGAAGUACCUUUCGGAGAUGAACUACGUGCACCGGGAUCUGGCUGCCCGCAACAUCCUGGUCAACAGCAACUUGGUCUGCAAAGUGUCUGACUUUGGGCUCUCUCGCUUUCUGGAGGAUGACCCGGCCGAUCCCACCUACACCAGCUCCCUGGGAGGCAAGAUCCCGAUCAGAUGGACGGCUCCUGAGGCCAUUGCCUACCGCAAAUUCACUUCGGCCAGCGACGUAUGGAGCUACGGCAUCGUUAUGUGGGAAGUGAUGUCCUACGGGGAGCGACCCUACUGGGACAUGUCCAACCAGGACGUGAUCAACGCAGUGGAGCAGGAUUAUCGCCUGCCACCCCCCAUGGACUGCCCCACAGCGCUGCACCAGCUGAUGCUGGACUGCUGGGUGCGGGACCGCAACCUGCGGCCCAAGUUUGCACAGAUCGUCAAUACGCUGGACAAGCUCAUCCGCAACGCUGCCAGCCUGAAAGUCAUCGCCAGCGUCCAGUCUGGCAUCUCCCAGCCGCUCCUGGACCGCACCGUCCCGGAUUACACCACCUUCACCACUGUGGGAGACUGGCUGGAUGCCAUCAAAAUGGGACGGUACAAGGAGAACUUUGUCAAUGCCGGCUUUGCCUCCUUCGACCUGGUGGCGCAGAUGACUGCAGAAGACCUGCUGAGGAUAGGGGUGACACUAGCAGGGCACCAGAAGAAGAUCCUGAGCAGCAUUCAGGACAUGAGGCUGCAGAUGAACCAGACACUCCCGGUGCAGGUUUGACCGCAGGGGACUCUGCAUUGGAACGGACCGAGGGAACCUGCCAACCAGGUUCAGUUUGCGGUGCAGCCCGGCUUCCCGUUUCCCCCUUCACACGGCGCUCCUCUGCCUCGGACGGUCGCCUGGGACGGGACGGGCCACCCUUCCCUGGAUCGGGGGCACUCAUGCCGAGAGGGAGCCCAGCUUUUCGUCCCGUGUCCUGGAGCGGCGAGGCAGCAACACAUCUUCAUAUUGAAGAUGGAUUAUGGGACAGAGAUGGCACAUCCCGCUUCCCGCCCUGUCUCGGUGCUCAUC